Auxenochlorella protothecoides is the source of this 1314-nucleotide messenger RNA. RefSeq names its product Lysosomal Pro-X carboxypeptidase. The coding region runs from base 1 to 1314 and encodes 437 amino acids. NCBI's taxonomy places the organism in Eukaryota, Viridiplantae, Chlorophyta, Trebouxiophyceae, Chlorellales, Chlorellaceae. Gene Ontology annotation, molecular function: serine-type exopeptidase activity; dipeptidyl-peptidase activity. The transcript is spliced from 9 exons. Gene Ontology annotation, biological process: proteolysis. The record is from RefSeq and is a predicted model, not a curated record.
AUGGGGGAUGCACAGCCUCACUUGCCCACCAAGUUUGGUCCCUUCCUCGCCACCCCCACCAAGUUUGACCAGCGGUACUAUGUCUGCUCGGAGCACUACAAGCCUGGAGGCCCAAUCUUCUUUUACCUGGGGAAUGAGGCGGAUGUGACGCUCUACCUUAAUAACUCUGGUCUGAUGUGGGAGCUGGGCCCCAAGCACUCGGCACUGCUGGUGUUUGCAGAGCACCGGUACUAUGGCGAGAGCAAGCCCUUCAAGAAGAGGACGCGGCACAGCAUGCACUGGCUGACCACCGAGCAGGCCAUGGCCGACUAUGCGGAGCUGAUCUGGGAACUGAGGACCGAGCUGGGCGAUGUGGACGCCCCCGUCGUGGGAUUUGGGGGGUCCUACGGCGGCAUGCUUGCGGCCUGGUUCCGCAUGAAGUAUCCGCACCUCCUGGACGGGGCCAUUGCCGGAUCAGCCCCCAUCUGGACGUUUCUGGGGGAGGAUCCUGCGUACGACGCCGGUGGUUUUGCCGCCGUGGUCACGCGAGACGCCAGCGAGGAGGGCGGCUCUGCGCCGGCCUGUGUCGCCAACGCAAGGGCUGGGUGGAAGCUGCUUUUCAAGCUGGGGGAUUCGGAGGCGGGGAGGCACAAGCUGUCGCAGGCCCUCGGCCUCUGCAGCCGGGCAGCCCCGCGGACCAGCGCCGACGUGGAGGCGCUGGCCGAGUGGCUCCAGGGGGCCUGGGACUACCUGGCCAUGGGCAACUAUCCCUACCCCAGCGGAUACAUGCUGAACGGCGACGGCGAGCUGCCGGCGUACCCCGUGCGGGUGGCCUGUCAGCACCUGGCGGAUCCACAGCUGCCCAAUGACCACCAGGCGCUGUUGAGGGGCCUGGGUCUUGCAUCCGGCGUGUUCUACAACCACUCUGGCAACCUGCCGUGCUUCGACUGGGAACAGGGAGCCAAUCCUGAGGAGGACGAGGUGGAGGACCUCUGGGGCUACCAGGCAUGCACCGAGCAGUUCAUGCCCUUCAGCCGGGAUGGCGAGAAUGACAUGUUCUGGCCACAGCCCUUUGACCGAAAGAAGGAGGUGAAGAGAUGCCAGAAGACGUGGGGGGUGACCCCACGUGCCUACUGGCCCAGCAUCGAGUGGGGAGGCAGACGCUUGGAGGCUGCUAGCAACAUCGUGUUCAGCAAUGGGCUCUACGAUCCAUGUAAGGCUUGCUGUGGUAAUAAGCGGCUGCGAUCGUCAGGCCACGGAGAGGGUGCAUCAGCCAGGGGCUCACACCCAUCUUCCCUUACUGACCAAUUGCUUUGUAGCCAUGGCAAUUCCUGA